Molecule: messenger RNA, 1017 nt
Organism: Anisakis simplex (herring worm)
Lineage: Eukaryota; Metazoa; Nematoda; Chromadorea; Rhabditida; Anisakidae
Source: the annotation of a GenBank genome assembly
AUGGAGUCAACGAAAGGCGGACGGAAUUCGACUUUCAACGAUAGUAUUGUGAGAGAAGUGCGACGGAAACCGAUCGUUUUCGAUCCAUCGCAUCCACUGCACGCCAAUUCAUUGAAGAAGCAGGAAGCGUGGAAUGAAAUUGCUGCAAACCUAGAUGAACAGGGUGCACGCCUCAAUGGACUAGCCAGUGACCUAAUGGUGAGAGGUUUGUCUGCGAUUCAUAUUGACUAUUCGAGAUAUUCUCCUGGGCUCAUUUCAGUUGAAACGGUCAAGACUAGAUGGCGAACGUUACGUGAUCGCUAUACCAAGGAACGUCGUCGUAUUAGUUUGAACGGUGGUGAAUCAUCGUUCUCCUACUAUACAGAUCUGAAUUUUCUGGAUCAGUGCAUAAACGAUGGAAGGUUAGACAUUGGAAUGAUCAUCGUGUGGCGGCAGAAUAGCGUAACAGUUUCAUCAGCCGUCAAACUGGAAGCAUUUGAACAAGCAUCAGAUGCUGGUGAUGAACUGGAUUCGAAGAACGACGAUAAUCCAAGGACUGAGGCUGAGGAAGUGUCGCAUGCUGAUGAUUUGGAGCCAUCAAUAUCCAGAAUCGGAGCCAGCGCUGAUCGUCACUUAUCCGUACAGCAGCAAACACGCCCAAAUUCUGGCUCCGAAAGUGGCGCCGUCUCGGACCCGGUGAUCAUUGAUGAUAAUGGUCCACCAAAGAAACGCUUUCGGAGUGCACCUUUAACGAUUAGCGCGGAAUGUAGUUCGUCAUCAUCAGCAGUGGAUACGUUGGCGGAUGCGUUACUGGGAAGUGCUGGCGCAUUUAUGCGAAGCGCAGAUGCCCUGCAACGUCUCGUUGAUUCACGUCCCACCUCGACGGCACAUCGAAGCUCCGUUGCGGCAGAUGCGCAACGAGAUGCGGACGAAUGCUUUGCGGAUUUUGUUUGUAUGUCGUUGAAGGCUAUCGAUAACGAGAGUCGUGUCCAUGCACGUAUCGCCAUCAUUCACGCCCUUGCUCAAUUCCAAACUUAA